Ramularia collo-cygni is the source of this 894-nucleotide messenger RNA. RefSeq lists its product as uncharacterized. The record is from RefSeq and is a predicted model, not a curated record. The coding region runs from base 1 to 894 and encodes 297 amino acids. NCBI's taxonomy places the organism in Eukaryota, Fungi, Ascomycota, Dothideomycetes, Mycosphaerellales, Mycosphaerellaceae. The transcript has 2 exons.
AUGGCCACCGCAGCGCGCAUCAAGAAGGGCGCUCUAACGAYCUCCAUUAAGGGCACGCGCAACUUCUCCCGCAUAAUGGGGACCAACGUCGUCAAUGCCUCGACUACUAAGAAGAAGACCAGCGCUUACUCCACCGCUGCCAACAAUGACCAGGACUCCGCAGGCCGUGCCAUCGAGCCAUACAAGUCGCGUCACGUUCCAACUGCUAGCGAAGACUGGAUUACUCGAAGCUUCGUCAAGGGUCAGUGGCGUCGUACCGACACUCGAGGCUUGAUUCAAGGCGUGGGUAGCAAGGAGCGGGAAUACAGCACUGGAUCUGAAGACGACACCACCACCCCGCGCGUUAAUGUCAACAAGAAUUGGCAAGUCACCAACACCUUUGGCGUGAUGGCCGCGGACGCAGAUCCUACCACGGAUGGGUCCAAAAACAAGAACGUGGAGCCUGGCAAGGAACUCGCCGUUGACGAUAUUAAUGGCCCCCUUUACGGCGAGACAGCGGUAGAGAAGCCUGCCGCCGAUGGUCUGGAGGACAAGGGCGAUCUCAAGAAGAGCAGCGACUACAAGGCUCCGCGCGACGCUGAUGAGAUCAACGCAAAGAAUUCAAAGCCGGGCAAGAAGACUGGAGAAGUCAAGGGUGAUUGGAAGUCCAAGGCACUCCAGCUUCUGGACGAUCCUCCACGCUUGCUGGGAAAGGCUUCAAAGGCGAAGGGUGCUUCGAGUGAGUCGGGAAAGGUCUCGAUGGUCAAGGAAGCUAAGGGUAUGGCGGUCCAGUGGGAGGGAGUGUUGGAUGUGUUGGCAGAGGUCUUGACUCCCAAGAAGGAGGAGGCUGCUGAGGGCGAGUAUGUCGAGUGGAGCUGGGGAUAUGGCAGCUACCCCUACACUCGUCUUUUCUAG